Trichoderma virens Gv29-8 is the source of this 2688-nucleotide messenger RNA. RefSeq lists its product as uncharacterized. The record is from RefSeq and is a predicted model, not a curated record. Lineage: Eukaryota; Fungi; Ascomycota; Sordariomycetes; Hypocreales; Hypocreaceae. The transcript has 3 exons. Gene Ontology annotation, molecular function: DNA binding; DNA-binding transcription factor activity, RNA polymerase II-specific; zinc ion binding. The annotation marks the transcript as partial. Gene Ontology annotation, biological process: DNA-templated transcription; regulation of DNA-templated transcription.
AGUGCCUCCGCCUCUGCGUCGUCGCCGCAGCACAACAUGGCCGAACAGAGCGCCUCGUCGCCGCACCAUCCGAACAACGUCACCAUCUAUCAGACGACCGGCCCAGAUGCCCACUAUGGCCCCAUUACAGCCCCGGGUGACUCGGGAACACCACUGCUGAACCCGCGAUCUUGCGUCACCUGCCGGAGGCGCAAGGUGCGUUGCGACAAGCAGAUGCCGUGCUCCAACUGCCGCCGUGCCCUCAUCCCAUGCGUGUUUCCCGCUCCUGGCCGUGCGCCGCGCCAGCACCGGCCCAAGGACCCGAAUGCCCCUCCCAAGGCGACGAGCCAGCGCGAGGUUGAGCUGGUCAAGCGGCUGAAGAAACUCGAGGGUAUUGUCGAGGAAUUGAGCGGCCAGAUCGAAAUCGAGACCGGCGCCAGAGUUUCAUCCACCGGCGACUCGCCCUCUAAUGAAGGAUCACCCAUAGCUCAGCGGGCAAAGUCUUCCAGCUUAAGUGCACUCGCAUCGGGGCUUGUCGACCAUGGCGACGGUCACACGGCCGGGGAUGGCAGUGAAUCACGGCUGUUGAGAGAGAGCCGGAAGCAGUUGGGCCGACUGGUCUUGAAUGACAACAAGGGCACUUCUCGCUAUGUUAGCAGUGGAUUCUGGUCGAGGUUGAACGAUGAGUUGGAUGCCAUUCGCGAAGAAACACAAAAGCUGACCGACGAAGACGCCGAUGAUUCCGAGUUUGAAGAAUCGCCGCCCAUCGACUCACCCACCACUGCUGCGAGCUCCGUCUAUGACCACCAUGCUUUCAUCCUAGGAUAUAGAUCCAUCGAUGUCAAUCUACGAAAAUGCCAUCCUCUGCCCUCUCACGGCACAUUUCUCUGGUCGGUCUAUCUGGAAAACGUAGAUCCGUUACUCAAAAUACUCCAUGUUCCCACCAUGGAGGCUAUACUGCGGGAGGCCCGGCGGAAUCCGGAAAAGCUCUCCCCUGGUAAUGAGACACUUGUUUUCGCGGUGUAUUUUGCCGCUGUUGUAACGCUUGAGGAAGCUGAUGUUCAAACCAAUUUCGGUACUGGUAAAGAGGAAUUACUUGCACAGUUUCGCUUCGCCGUGGAGCAGUCGCUUGCCAAGGCAAACUUCCUAAAUACAUCAGAUUUUACAGUCGUCCAAGCGCUCACGCUGUUCCUUCUCGUGGUCAGACGGCACGACGAAACUCGCUUUGCUUGGUCCCUUACCAGCCUCUUGAUUCGGAUUGCACAAGGACUGGGCAUUCACCGAGAUGGAACCAACUUUGGGCUCUCUCCAUAUGACACAGAGCAGAGACGGCGUCUUUGGUGGGCCAUCCUGACGUUGGACUUUCGUUCCUCGGAAGAAAUGGGCACCGAAUUGAUUGUCGCCGAGGGAGACUUUGAUACUCAGCUGCCUACCAGUAUCAACGAUUCUGACAUCACACCCACGGGCACCCAGCCUCCGGUGGCAAGGGAGGGAAAGUCGGACACGACCAUUUCUCUUGUGAGAUUUGAAGUGUGCGCCAUGUCGAGACGAUUGCACGACGCAACAAAUGUUAAGACCGCGUGUGGCAAGGCCGAAACUAGUACAGUCGCAGAAAAAGAGGAGCUUCUGGUCGAAUUCUACAAGAGAAUCGAAGACAAAUUCCUUAAGCACUUGGAUGAGGAUGUCGACGCUCUUUACUGGGUGGCAGCUAUGAUAUCCCGCAUUAUCAUGGCCAAGAUGUGCCUCAUCAUCUACCAAUCCAUGCUCUUUCCGGGCACGGAUAGUGAGCUUACAACCGACAUCCGCGAGCGGAUUUACGUUGCCUCCAUCGAAAUCAUUGAAUACAAUCACAGACUAAACAUGGAUCCCAGAGGGAAACAAUACCGAUGGCUGUUUAGGACAUAUACCAACUGGCACGCCAUUGCAUAUAUACUAGUUGAGACCUGCCGUCGCCCUUGGACGGCCCUCGUUGAACGAGGCUGGGAGGCUGUCAAUGGGUACGACAACGACCUAUCAGAAAACAUCAAGAGGGCUGAUCAUGCUUCCGUGUUCCUUCCGCUACGUAAAUUAUUCAUCAGGGCCAAGAAAUACCAAGAAUCGGAGGUGGCGCGUCUAAGGGCCAACCCCGAAGAGGCCAAACGAUUGGAUCUCGCGGAGAGGAUAAAGGCGUCUCAGCGGCGAUUCGACCCAAUUCCCGGCGCUGAGGCCAGGAUGCAGCAGGUCAGAGAUAGGUGGAGAGCCAUGGUACGUCUAGAAGGGGCCAUACCAACCCCCUACAACAACUCCCUACAACAAGCGCCAAUGACCCCUCUCAUGUCCAAAGAGGUCCAAUCAUCAUCACAGCAGAUAUUAGCCGGACCACACUUCCAGCCACAGACCAGUGCUGAACCCCAAAUGUCCAUGGACCUCUCUAAUGUCACCAUGGAAUACAUGAAUGAUUUUAUGGCACAGAGCAAUGUGACCAUGGCCGAGCUUUGGAAUGUAGGAAAUGUUGGCAUGGAGAACGGGAACGGCGCUGCUCUAGGCAUGGAUGAGAGGCAGCAGGCAAUGUUGCUGCAAAACCAGCAGCCCAAACAGGAACAUCAUGUUCCACCAUAUCUCUGGCCCGAAUCUUUUGCGCCGACGAGCCAGAAACUCGAAAUGGAAGAUGCAGACAUGCUGGGGGCCGAUUUCAACUGGCAGGAUUGGAGCCAGAGCAUUCGCGGCCUG